Molecule: messenger RNA, 1039 nt
Organism: Phoenix dactylifera (date palm)
Lineage: Eukaryota; Viridiplantae; Streptophyta; Magnoliopsida; Arecales; Arecaceae
Product: E3 ubiquitin protein ligase DRIP2-like
Molecular function (GO): ubiquitin-protein transferase activity
Source: RefSeq, a predicted model, not a curated record
AUGGCGAGCACUGCUCUUGAGAUGGGAGUUCUCAAGAUUAGGCGGGACCUUUUGGAGGCCUGCAUGACGUGCCAAAUCUGCCACAAGCUUGUUACAGAUGCUACCGCGAUCUCUGAAUGCCUCCAUAUUUUUUGCAAAAAGUGUAUAUUUGAGAAGCUUGCUGAUGAGGAGGUAUCCCAUUGCCCCGUAUGUAAUAUUGAUCUUGGUUGCAAUCCAUUCGAAAAGCUCAGGCCUGAUCACAAUAUACAGGAAAUAAGGGAAAAAAUAUUUCCAUCUAAAAAGGAAAAGGAAGAUGCUGGGACUCUUGAAGUCCCUUCUGUUCCACUGCCCGUCAGAAGAAAGAAAAGAUCACUUUGUUCAUUGGUAGCAGAAACUCCUCGAGUCGCAAGCCAUGGUGAAGUCCAAGCUGAAAGCUCAAAUUCAUUUGCGACUCGAAGAAAGACGACUCAAACCAGGAGGCAGAAUAAUUCCGAUGCUGAAUCAUCCAUUCAGGCAUCCAAUGAAGACAGAGAGAAUGAAGAAUCAUAUCUGGACAGGCCUGAGCAAAGAACUCCUGUUGUUGAAGCAGAUCAGGUCAGUGGUCCUGACACUGAAGUCACCAUUUCUUCGGUGGUGGCCAGAGCUCAAAGGUUAGAAGGAGCUAGCCAAAGGAGGAGGGAGCUGGGAACCUCAGCUAAAGAACAGCUAAACCAAUAUUGUUUUUCUUUAGUUGCUGCUGCUGACCUGGAAGAAGGCUCCUCGCUGUACCAGUCACCUGCAAGAUACUUGAGGCUUACAGAUGGCAAUCUACCUGUUUCUUCUAUCCAAAAGUAUCUGGCGAGGAAACUUCACAUUGCAAAUGAAUCUGAGGUGAGUUUUCAAUUUUCUUCUUGAAGCAAUACAUCAUGCUGAUUCUGAUUUUAGGUACUUAUAUUAUAGAUAGUGGUUACACAUUUUGUCCUAAAAUGAUCAUUGGAUUUUUGACUUUUGGGUCCUUUUGGUUCCAUUAACAAAAAAGAGUACUUAAGAAUUCUCAACUAAAUCUAGAAGUCAUGCAUAC